AUGUCGAACAUGCCCCCUGAAAGCACUGAAGAGAGCAUUGCGGCUGCGACAGCCGACGAGGCUCUCGUCUUAACUCCACAGGAGCAGGAGUCUCUAAUCGAAAGUGUGUACAAGAACCAGGGCGGAGACCUGGUGGUGCGGAUCGUGGAGGAGGUCGGCUUAAAUGACUUUGGCUUCGUAGUUAUGCGGCUCGACUACGGCAACGAGGAAGACUGGGUGCGAUGGAAGGACUCUUUUACGGAGCACCUAGACCUGAGUCUGGCCAAGGCGGAAGGCGGCGAGAGGAUCAUGGACAAUCUGCUUGUCAACUUUGUAGAAGACGAGGAAUUAGACAUGGCAGGAUUCUGUGGUACAGCUUGGUACUACGUCGCUAUCCAGGAAGAAGGACUAGUGCAGCCUGGCCUAGACUCGAGCAUGUUUCUUGCUGUGGACAGGAACGCGAUAGACUCUCUCUUAUCACCUGUAACAGGCCAGGAGCCCUGGGUCUGGGCUGUUGAUAGGACGUCCUCGUUCGAGGUCGGCCAGCAGCCACCCCAGGGCGAUCCUCCGUUAUCUUUGGAGUAUCCCGGAUACUUUCGAAUCGCAAUCUCAGAGCUCGUUCCACAGCUGUGGCCGGUGUGCAUGCUGCUGGAGGAAAUGUGUGGUACGCAGCUGUGGGAAUCGCUCGUUGGCAUUGGACUUAAUUUUCUGGUGCCCGGCGUGUCUCACACUCUUGGAUAG
This is a messenger RNA of Grosmannia clavigera kw1407, 720 nucleotides long. RefSeq lists its product as uncharacterized. Lineage: Eukaryota; Fungi; Ascomycota; Sordariomycetes; Ophiostomatales; Ophiostomataceae. The record is from RefSeq and is a predicted model, not a curated record. The coding region runs from base 1 to 720 and encodes 239 amino acids. The transcript has 2 exons.